AUGGAUGUAGGCUCAAUAAAUUUAUCAUCACAAUGUCAAAUAACAUGUUCGAAUCCAAAUGCAACAUCACCUGAAAUAUUAAUACAAUCAAAUAAUAAUCUUCAAACAACAAUAGCAUUAUUAUCACGUCGUUUACGCUCACCACCAUGGUCAUAUACUUAUUUACCUAAUGAACAACAUUGUACAUUAAUAUUACAAUUUCCACAUUCAAUUAUAUUAAAAUCUAUACAAAUAAUACCAUUUACACAAUUAUCAAUUAAUCAUUAUAUAAUAAUGAAUCAAUUAAAUACAAAUUUAACACAAUAUCCAUCAUCAAUAAUAGGUGAAACAUCAUCAGAUGGUUAUUAUCUUAGACCAUGUGGUUAUUUAUUAAAUACACAAGGACAACAAAUAAUUAAUUUAUCAUUAACAAAACCAUUUGAUAUUGUGAAACAACUACGUAUACAUUUUUAUAAACCAACUGAUCAUGAUACUAUUGGUUUACAACAAAUAUCAAUACAGGGUUCUUAUACAUAUGAUCAACAAAUGUUUAUUGAACAAACAAGUCAUCCAUAUCAAACAUGA
Rotaria sp. Silwood1 is the source of this 564-nucleotide messenger RNA. NCBI's taxonomy places the organism in Eukaryota, Metazoa, Rotifera, Eurotatoria, Philodinida, Philodinidae. The record is from the annotation of a GenBank genome assembly.